Messenger RNA from Symbiodinium natans, 162 nucleotides. The record is from the annotation of a GenBank genome assembly. NCBI's taxonomy places the organism in Eukaryota, Dinophyceae, Suessiales, Symbiodiniaceae.
AUGCCUGGAUCUCCUUCAAUGGCUCCGUGUACGACAUCACUCGGUACAUCCCACAGCACCCGGCGUGUCCGGGCCUUGCAUGGUCAAAGCGACUCGCUGGGCGCCGCUUCGAGCACUUCCUCGGCCAGGCAUUCAGGGUGCAAGGUUGGUUUAGGAAUCUAG